AUGAUUGGUUCAUCUAUGUCUUUAAUUAUUAGAUUAGAAUUAGCUGCUCCAGGACAACAAAUCUUACAUGGAAAUAAUCAAAUAUUCAAUGUAAUUGUAGCUGGUCAUGCUAUUGCUAUGAUUUUCUUCUUUGUAAUGCCUGCUAUUAUUGGUGGUUUUGGUAACUACUACCUUCCUUUAAUGAUUGGUGCUAGUGAUAUGUCAUUUGCUCGUUUAAAUAAUAUUAGUUUCUGA
Saccharomycopsis crataegensis is the source of this 234-nucleotide messenger RNA. Lineage: Eukaryota; Fungi; Ascomycota; Saccharomycetes; Ascoideales; Saccharomycopsidaceae. The record is from RefSeq and is a predicted model, not a curated record.